AUGUGGAUGACUCGUAAUGCGCGUCAAAUGAAGAAGCGCAAAGCAAUCCCUGACGAUACAGUCAACCAAGGCAAGAAAGCGAAGCUAGAAGAUCCAACUACUACUUCAGUGCCACCGCAGCCAGUACAUCACCAUACGCAUCCACAUCAGAUAGCCACCGCGCCACCACAACAGCUUCCGCAAAUUUCUGCUCAGUGCUCGCAACGCCCAAUGCAGCAGCAGAAUUCACAGCCUCGUACAGAA
Messenger RNA from Ostertagia ostertagi, 243 nucleotides. NCBI's taxonomy places the organism in Eukaryota, Metazoa, Nematoda, Chromadorea, Rhabditida, Trichostrongylidae. The record is from the annotation of a GenBank genome assembly.